AUUGUAUUGCAGAUCUUUGAACAUCACAGUUGCACUUGUUGUAAAAUUUUCGUUGCCAGUUUUACAUCAUCAGUGAACAAACACAACAAUCAUCGAAAUCAAAUUUAACUUAACAAUUAAAAUGCAAACAAGUCAAUAAAAUGUGGCCAAAACAUUUUAUAUUUGUUUCAAUGCUGUUGCACUGCGCCACAGCCAGGGAGAAGUUUAUGGUCGGCAGCAUUUUCACAUCGGAUAAGGAUGAGGCGGAAAUUGCAUUUCGCACAGCUGUGGAUCGUGCAAAUAUUUUGGAACGCAAUAUUGAAUUGGUGCCAGUUGUGGUCUAUGCCAAUACAGACGACAGUUUCAUAAUGGAGAAAAUGGUUUGCAAUCUUAUUUCUCAAGGGGUUAUUGCUAUUUUUGGACCCAGCACUGGCGGCAGUUCAGACAUCAUAUCCUCGAUUUGCCACACUUUGGAUAUACCAAAUAUUGUAUAUGACUGGCGACCAGAUUAUCGACAUUAUGAGCACUCUACAAUGACCCUCAAUGUGCAUCCCGAUCAUUUGCAGCUGGCACGUGGAUUUGCCGAAAUUGUGCAAAGCUUUGGCUGGCGAAGCUACACAGUUGUCUAUGAAUCAGAGAAGGAACUGCGCCAGCUCCAGGAUAUUCUUCAAAUUGGUGAUCCAAGCAGUAAUCCAACUACAAUCAGGCAGCUGGGUCCCGACGACGAUCACAGACCCUUUUUAAAAGAAAUUAAACUGUCCACUGAUAACUGUCUGAUAUUGCACUGUUCUCCGGAAAAACUAAUGGGCAUCUUAGAGCAGGCCAAUGAGCUUAAAAUGUUGGGUGAAUAUCAGAGUGUUUUUAUACCCCUGCUCGAUACACACACACUGGAGCUUGGUGACAUCGUCAACGUGGAGGCAAACAUAACCACAGUUCGCAUCAUGGAUCCCACAGACUAUCACGUCAAGAACGUGGUUCACGAUUGGGAGGAGCGCGAGAAGCGGGAAGGUCGCUACUAUAAAGUGCUGCCCACUCAGGUUAAAACCCAGAUGAUAUUGCUCAACGAUGCCGUCUGGCUCUUCUCCAAGGGGCUCACAGAGCUGGGCAUUGUAGAGGAGUUAACAGCGCCCGAAAUUGAAUGCAAACGCAAAAAACCCUGGCCACAUGGCAGACGCAUCAUUGAAUUUAUGAAGGCGCGCUCCGAGGAGGUCGCCACGGGACGCAUCGACUUCAACGAGUAUGGGCAGCGUAGUUAUUUCAGUUUGCGUUUCAUGGAAAUCGAGGCGGGUGGCUUCUUGGAUCUGGCCAUUUGGGAUCCGGUCAAUGGCCUGGAUAUGCUCAACGAUGAUGAAGAGAGCGAGAAGCGUGUGGGUCAAAAGUUGUCGAAUAAAACCUUUAUAGUCUCGUCGCGCAUUGGAGCGCCCUUCCUGACAAUGCGCGAACCCGAAGAGGGGCAAGUCCUGCAGGGAAAUGCCCGUUACGAGGGCUACUCCAUGGAUCUGAUUGAUAAUAUUGCACGCAUGCUGAAUUUCAAAUAUGAAUUUCGCAUGUCGCCCGACGGCAAAUAUGGCAGCCUGAAUACAGCAACCCAAACCUGGGAUGGGAUUGUCAGACAGCUGAUCGAUGGGAACGCUGAUCUGGGUAUAUGCGAUCUGACAAUGACGUCAUCUCGGCGUCAGGCAGUGGAUUUUACGCCACCCUUUAUGAAUCUGGGCAUAAGUAUUCUGUUCUCAAAGCCACCCAUACCGCCAACAGACUUGUUCUCAUUUCUGUCGCCCUUCUCGCUGGAUGUGUGGAUCUACAUGGGCUCGGCGUAUCUCUUUAUAUCGUUUUUACUGUUCGCCCUCGCUCGCAUGGCGCCGGAUGACUGGGAGAAUCCGCAUCCGUGCAAGGAGCCCGAGGAGGUUGAGAAUAUCUGGUUUCUGCAUAAUACAAUGUGGCUUUCGAUUGGUUCGCUCAUGGGUCAAGGCUGCGACAUAUUGCCCAAAGCUGCCUCAACACGGCUUGUCACAGGCAUGUGGUGGUUCUUUGCCCUCAUGAUGUUGAACUCCUACACAGCCAACUUGGCUGCCUUUUUAACCAAUUCGCGCCAGGCCAGUUCCAUCAACAAUGCCGAAGAUCUGUCCGCUCAGAGCAAGAUCAAAUAUGGCGCUCUAUUGGGCGGCUCCACAUUGGGCUUCUUCAGAGACUCAAAUUUCAGCACUUAUCAACGGAUGUGGACAGCCAUGGAAAGUGCGACUCCCUCAGUAUUUACCAAAACCAACGACGAAGGCGUGGAGCGUGUGCAAAAAGGAAAAAAUCUAUAUGCUUUCCUAAUGGAGUCCACCACGCUGGAGUACAACGUGGAGCGUAAGUGUGACUUAAUGCAAAUUGGCGGCUGGCUGGACUACAAGAGUUAUGGCAUAGCUAUGCCAUUUAAUUCGCCGUAUCGCAAGCAAAUAAGUGGCGCUGUACUAAAGCUGGGUGAGCUGGGAGUGCUGGCGGAGCUGAAGCGCAAAUGGUGGAAGGAGAUGCAUGGCGGUGGCAGCUGUGGGGGCGACGAGAAGAAAAACGCCGAUACACCGGAGCUGGGCUUGGAGAAUGUUGGUGGCGUAUUUAUGGUAUUGGGCUUCGGCCUGUUGUCGGCGAUGGUGCUGGGCUUUACGGAGUUUCUGUGGAACGUCAAAGCGGUGGCCAUCGAGGAGAAGAUAUCACUAAAGGAAGCACUCAAGACGGAGGUUAUGUUUGCCUUACGUAUUUGGAUUACGACGAAACCGGUGCACGCCAGCGUCAGCUCCAACAGCUCAUCAUCGACGUCUUCCAGUUCGUCAUCGAAGUCAAAGUGUUCCAAAUCGCAUUCAGCACGUUCCAAGCGUUCAUCCAAGUCUUUGGGCAUGUCCAGCAAGAGCCACAAAAGCUCUGGGGAUCAUGAUCUGGAGUCUUCGGUGCACAGCAAGCUGAAGAAGAUUGGUUCCAUGUUCUCGCUUAAAUCGCACAAGGCCGCGACGCCUCCCCUGGAAAUUGGUUGGAAAUUGGAUAAAUCGACACAAAUGACUGACUCACCACCGCCAGAGGAGAAAGCGGAGCAGGAGGACGAGGCACCAGUACAGCGACGACAUCACCAUCAUCAUCACCACCAUCAUCAUCACAAUCACCAGCAAGAUGUGGACAAGUCUUUGGAUCAACGUGCUAGCAAAAUGAGCAAUGGAGUUUAAGAAGUUCUCAGUCAAAAUUUCUCCCUUCGAAAGAGUUUUCAACUUAUUAAAAUCUUUUUAUUUUUUAGAUUCGAUUCCCAAAUAGAAUAAUUAAAGUUUAUACAAAUAACGAAUAAUACCCAAAAUGCAUUUACAUCAAAUAACUCUUAAAUAUCCAUUUGAUAAAUUGAAAUGCAAAUAAGUUAAAAACUCUUUGAUUCAUACAAAUAUUUGAAAUUGAUCAACCCCACAAAGUAUUAUGAAAUUCUAACAAUAUUCUUACAUUUUUCUAUCACUGUAAAAGAAAAAAAUUACAUAAUUCGGUUUUUUAAGUUUUUAUUGUUUUUUUUUCUUCGUUUUGUUUUUGUUUUGUAUUUUUUUUCUUUUCUUUAAUUGUUUGAUUUUUAUAUACUGAAGUAAU
This is a messenger RNA of Drosophila grimshawi, 3573 nucleotides long. It is a transcript of the gene clumsy, whose product is annotated as glutamate receptor ionotropic, kainate 2. Gene Ontology annotation, biological process: monoatomic ion transport; synaptic transmission, glutamatergic; modulation of chemical synaptic transmission. The transcript is spliced from 12 exons. The record is from RefSeq and is a predicted model, not a curated record. Lineage: Eukaryota; Metazoa; Arthropoda; Insecta; Diptera; Drosophilidae. Gene Ontology annotation, molecular function: glutamate-gated receptor activity; transmitter-gated monoatomic ion channel activity involved in regulation of postsynaptic membrane potential. Gene Ontology annotation, cellular component: postsynaptic membrane; plasma membrane. The coding region runs from base 141 to 3173 and encodes 1010 amino acids.